This is a messenger RNA of Papilio polytes (common Mormon), 1717 nucleotides long. RefSeq names its product ubiquitin-conjugating enzyme E2 G1. The record is from RefSeq and is a predicted model, not a curated record. Lineage: Eukaryota; Metazoa; Arthropoda; Insecta; Lepidoptera; Papilionidae. Gene Ontology annotation, biological process: protein polyubiquitination; proteasome-mediated ubiquitin-dependent protein catabolic process. Gene Ontology annotation, molecular function: ubiquitin conjugating enzyme activity. The transcript is spliced from 5 exons. The coding region runs from base 136 to 642 and encodes 168 amino acids.
UUAAUGGCAACAUUGUUUCGCCGGAAACAAGCAACAACUCAUAUGUUUCACAAACUGCACAAAACUCAGCCAGCCAUCUUUUGUGGGAAAAUCAUUUAUUUCGUGUCGUCAGGGUAAAUUUCAUAAUUGUAAUUAAUGUCAGAGCCACAGUCUUCGCUUUUAUUAAAAAAGCAGCUAGCAGAAUUAAACAAAAAUCCAGUGGAAGGUUUUUCUGCUGGAUUAAUAGACGACAAUGACAUUUACAGAUGGGAAGUUCUCAUUAUCGGGCCUCCAGACACAUUGUAUGAGGGUGGAUUCUUCAAAGCACACUUACAUUUUCCAAAAGAGUAUCCUUUGAGGCCACCACGGAUGAAAUUUGUUACUGAAAUUUGGCAUCCAAAUAUUGAAAAGAAUGGUGAUGUUUGUAUAUCAAUAUUGCAUGAGCCGGGAGAUGACAAAUGGGGUUACGAGAAAGCAUCAGAGAGAUGGUUACCCGUACAUACGGUAGAGACAAUCCUUAUAAGUGUCAUUUCUAUGCUGGCUGAUCCCAACGACGAGAGUCCUGCUAAUGUUGAUGCUGCAAAAGAGUGGAGAGAAUCAUAUUCGGAGUUUAAAAGAAAAGUAGCACAGUGUGUAAGAAAGAGUCAAGAGGAUUGUUCCUAAAUAAUAGUGCCCUUUUUCAUAGAUUUAUUUGGAUAGUGAGUGUUUGUGAUGCAACGGAGAGGUUGGCCGCAGUGACACAGUGCGAGCGCCCUCACACCCGGGCUAGAGACAAUAUUGAAAUUGUUUUAAAAUAAAUACUUAUUGUAAUGAAAUGGUAUCGCUGCCGUAUUUUAUAAAUAAAUUAAAAGUAGUAUCCGAGGUCUUUUUCAUCUUUUUUAAGACAUGUUAGCUAGCUAUUGUUAUGAUAUAAAAGUGUAUGAGAAUUUUUUUAUAGAAAAAACGAAUCUGCAUUUGUUCCCUUCUCACAUAUUUACAAGUUUGAUCUCUUUAAAAUAGAAACCAAAUCUGAAAUAAUUUAGUUGUAUUUAUUACUCGAAAAUGUUUAUAUUAUAUUGCUUACGAGCACACAUAAUUGUAUAAAAAUGGUAAAAUGCAAUGCCUAAUAUUGUGCCUGUGAAUAAAUGUUUAGUUACCGCUAUACUCUGAUUGAACGUUCUUCCGUAUCGCAUGUCACUAGUGCUCAUUUUAGUAGUGAAAUUUUAAUAAUAAUUUUGUCUGAAUAAAUGCAUAUUUUGUAAAUUUAUCUUUGUAUAUUGGUCCACCUUGCCCUUAGCACAUGGUUAUAUGAUUUGCACAACUAUGGUGUUUCCUUUAUUUUAUAGAAAUAAGAAAUUGCUAUUGAAUUGUAAAAUCAAUUGAAUAAUAGUUUUAAGAAAACUUAAGAAGUGUACCUUAAAUACAUAGCUUUUGGAGACAUUUUGUAUAAAACAAGCGUAUAAAUUAUUUUAUGGUAUAGCUUUCAAAAUUAUGUAAUGUCGCAGUUUUUUUUAAAUAUACACAUACUAAACUAUUGAAAAUUAAUUUUGAAGGUAUAAAAUGCUUUCGAACAAAAUUCUGUUAUAUUUUUUAAGCUAUCCAUGGCAAAAAUUUUCACAUUAGUGCAUGUUCAAAUUUAAUAAUAAUUUGUCAAUAUAAAAAGCAAUUAAAACAAUCGAUGCCUUUAAGUGUUUGUGACAAAUGUUCAAUUUUCUUUGUGUAUGUAUAUUUUUACUAUAAAAUCAUAAUGCAGUGCUAA